This is a messenger RNA of Zea mays, 1994 nucleotides long. RefSeq lists its product as uncharacterized. NCBI's taxonomy places the organism in Eukaryota, Viridiplantae, Streptophyta, Magnoliopsida, Poales, Poaceae. The record is from RefSeq and is a predicted model, not a curated record. The coding region runs from base 767 to 1744 and encodes 325 amino acids. The transcript has 2 exons.
UCGGAUUACUUCUCUAAUUUAUAUAGAUUUUUAUAACCUAGAAUGAAUCCUGACUUAUUUCGGUACAACCGAACGAGCCCUUAGCUGCUGGCUGCAUCAACGAUGGAUCCAUCGUCAUCCCUCGUGCUGCUCUGGCCUGCUGCUACUGCUGGCUCUAGCCUCUAUCAGCGCGUGUAGUGUAGGCGGCGCGUCACCGACUGGCUAGCUGGCGGCCCCUAGCUAUAUAAAGACGCAGCGAAGAUUGCCCUCCAAGUCCAAACACCUAGCCAUCUCCAUCCUGCACUCCACCAACGGCUGCCUAGCUAGUAGCAAGUAGCAGCCAUGGCGCGCGCCAAGCAGACAGCACGCAUGCACUUGAGCUGAGAGUUGAGAGAGAUGGGCCGACGCCGACCGGUCGCGAGAGCUAGCCACUGCUUGCUUGCCUGUUGUAUGGUACGUGUUCCUUCUUCCUUCACUGCACUUCCGAUCCCUCGCGUCGUCGUCGUUCGUGACUAGCUAUCCUAUCCACCUAGCUAGCUAGCUAGCUUACGGCCCCGCCGUCACUGUCACUUCUCGCCUUGCUAGCUUGGCUUCGGUUCCCUUCCCAUCGAGUAAGAACAAGGUCGCCGUCGCUCCAGUCGUCCAGGCCACCCAUCCGUCCAUCCGCACGGUUGCACCGUCGCGCUCGCGACAUUAUCUAUCACACAGCUAGCACUGUCUGUCGGUCCUCCUUCGGAGCCAGCAGCCAAGCGAGGGAGCGAGUCUAGGCCCGCCGAUCGGCCCGGCCAUGAGCGUCAAGCAGCCACCGUCCUCGUCGACGGCGGCGGCCUUCUACGCGACGCUGGCGCGCGGACUCGACGACCUGGACCGGGCGCUGGCGGCGUCCUCUCCUCCCUCGUCGUCGUUCCUGUCGCUGCCCACGCUCCGGGCCGCGCUGGCGCUGCUCCGCGCCGCGCACGCGGGCCUGGCCCGCCUCGUCGCGUCGCUCCACCUCCCGGGGGGCGCGGCCUGGCUGGACGAGUACAUGGACGAGGCGUCCAGGCUCUGCGACGCGUGCCGCGCGCUGCGGCUCGGCGCCGCUGCCGUCGAGGGGUACGCCGGAAGCGCCGCCCAGCUCGCCUCGCUCCUCAUGCAGGGGGCCUCGUCGAGCCCCCACCUCUCGAGACAGGUGGCGCGUGCGAUCAGCGUGUGCAGGCGCGAGGCCAUGGCGGUGAAGGAGGAGAACCGCGCGCUGGUGGAGACGCGCGCGGAGGCGCUAGCGCUGCGCCUGAGCGAGGGCGUCCCCGCCGACGCCAAGCUGGGCGGCUUCAACGGCUUCCGCGGCGUGCUCUGCGCCACCCGGAUGCUGACCUCGUUCCUGCUGACGCUGCUCUCGUGGGGCGUGCUCCACUACUGGCCCGCCCCCAACGCGGGCGCCGGGGACUGCGCCGCCUACUUCGGCGCCGCGUUCGCGACGGCGCUGUCCCGGGCGCAGCAGCGCGCGGCGGCGGAGGCCGGCAGGUCCGUGGCCGCGGCCGCCGGCGGCGGUGGCGGCGGCGGCGGGGUGAUGAUGCACGAGUUCCGGCGCGCGCGGGCGGCGGUGGAGGAGGCCAAGGAGGCCGUGGAGCGCGGCGGCGACGUGGCGGCGGCCGCGGCGGAGGUGGGGCUCCGCGCCGGCGCGCUCCGGGCCGCGUGCGACGACGUGGUGGCGCUCAUCGACGACCUGUUCGACGAGGUGGUGGAGGGCAGGAAGAAGCUGCUGGACCUCUGCAGCGGCGGCAACUGAUCGAUGGAGAGACUGACUAACGCGCAGCGCACGCGAUGAGCUGCUUCGCCGUUCGCGAUGUGCAAUGGCGAUAGAUAGGGCCAGCCAUGUGUGGCUCUUUACGUACUGCUUGUGUUCUUCCUUCCUCCUCGAAUGUGUGGCUCUCGAUCGAUAUUUGCCGUGGCAGGCAGUGCUCGAGAUCUCUCUACUCGGGCAUGUGUUAUGUUUGUUAUUCAUAAAUACAAUAGCACAACUGAACGCAUGCAACCAA